Talaromyces proteolyticus is the source of this 1449-nucleotide messenger RNA. Its product is annotated as putative aspartic-type endopeptidase. The transcript is spliced from 2 exons. Gene Ontology annotation, molecular function: aspartic-type endopeptidase activity. The record is from RefSeq and is a predicted model, not a curated record. Lineage: Eukaryota; Fungi; Ascomycota; Eurotiomycetes; Eurotiales; Trichocomaceae. Bases 1 to 1449 code for a protein of 482 amino acids. Gene Ontology annotation, biological process: proteolysis.
AUGCAUCUGUCACAAUAUGUGCUCUCGAUCGCCAUCUUAUCAACGGGCGUAAAUGCCUUCUACCCUUAUGUUCGACCCGUGGCAGCCACCACCUCGGUCCUUGAAAAAUUGACGAGCCGUUUCUAUCCCUAUCGCCUCGGGUCGUCCGUCGAAGAUGAAGUUUCCGGCUUCCCGACUUUUCCCCUCAAAAAGCGUUCUACGAUGGCGCGACGACAGAAUAAAUACUCGGUUGUACAAGGAAACCCUCCCACGACCCCGAACAGCGUGGCAGUCGACGACGAUGGCCAGGAUUUUUCUUAUUUCUUUUCAAUGGACUUCGGCUCGAAGAACCAGUCAAUGUGGAUGCUUUUCGAUACAGGUGGUACUAACACCUGGACGUUCGGCUCCAACUGCACCGUUCAAGCAUGUGAGCUGCAUAACACAUUCGGUUCUAACGGCUCGACAACUUUACAAGUUUCUACACAGCCAUUCGAUGUUGGUUAUGGGACAGGCACAGUAUCAGGAGUCCUCGGCACCGACACUGUUUCUUUUGCCGAUUUUAGCUUGCAGCUCACCUUUGGUCUAGCUAGUAAUGCAUCUAGUGACUUCACCAACUAUCCUAUGGAUGGUAUUCUAGGAUUAGGGCGCUCAAACGCCAGCACCACUGGCACUUUAACCGCCAUGCAAGCCAUUGCUCAAGCCCAUCUGUUGCAUUCGAACAUUCUCGGGAUUUCCUUACAGCGAACCUCCGACGGCGCUAAAGACGGAGAAAUCACCUUCGGUGGCGUGGACACCACCAAGUUCACUGGCGACAUUUCCUACACUAAUAUCUCAGCCGGGGCAAGUGGGUGGCAGGUUCCAAUAGACGAUGCCAUUGUCAAUGGCCGACCACUCAACUUCACUAGCAGAUCCGCUAUCAUCGACACUGGAACGUCCUAUAUCUUUCUUCCUCCCAACGAUGCUAGCGCUGUUCAUGCUUUGAUCCCAGGAUCUUCACCUGCAGGCCAAAACUUCAACAUCCCAUGUUCAACAAAUGCGACUGUUCAAUUUACAUUUUCGGGAGUGUCAUACAAUGUCUCACCCAAGGAUUAUGUCGGCUCUGCAACCGACAGCUCUGGCGCGACUUGUUAUUCCAAUAUCAUCGGUGUACAGACGACGGGCUCUGAUGUUUGGCUCUUGGGAGAUGUAUUCCUUAAGAACGUGUACACUGUCUUCGACUUUGAUCAGAACCGUAUCGGCUUUGCUACCCGCAAUGGUACGGUGGCAACCACCAAUCCAUCCGUGACCUCAGCCUCAGCAGGUUCCGGGGCGACGAAUACAGCCUCUUCUACCACCUUGAACACGGCUUCUGCAACCCCAAGCACUGCAGUUCCCACAAGUGGUGCUGUCUCACUCCUAACCCAUUCGCUCUGGGAUAGUAUUACCGUCCUAGUCAGUGUUGCAUGCCUGUAUACCUUUUUCAUCAUCUAA